Messenger RNA from Oncorhynchus masou masou (cherry salmon), 3452 nucleotides. Its product is annotated as complement factor B-like. The transcript is spliced from 18 exons. Bases 51 to 2378 code for a protein of 775 amino acids. NCBI's taxonomy places the organism in Eukaryota, Metazoa, Chordata, Actinopteri, Salmoniformes, Salmonidae. Gene Ontology annotation, cellular component: extracellular exosome; extracellular region; classical-complement-pathway C3/C5 convertase complex. Gene Ontology annotation, biological process: response to bacterium; complement activation; proteolysis. The record is from RefSeq and is a predicted model, not a curated record. Gene Ontology annotation, molecular function: serine-type endopeptidase activity.
UAAAUACCACCCUUUUGCAGAUUGUAUUACUUUUGGACCUGUGAUUCACCAUGAUUCUUUCUGAUUGCUGGAGUUUGUGUGCAGCACUGCUGAUAUGUCCUCUUUAUAUGGGUGUCAGUGUUCUGUGUGAAGUCUUAUGUAAAGAGGAGAAUGUGGGUGUGGAAGGAGGUCAUUACACUCUUACCAAGAAGCUUGAGUAUGGCAGUAUGCUGAUAUACCACUGUCCAGAAGGGUACUAUCCCUAUCCAGCUUUAACUCGCUUGUGUCAGAAAAGUGGAACUUGGUCACCAACUCCCCAUAAAAGGCCUGUUCAAAAGUGCAAGAUGGUUGAAUGCCCAAACCCCUUAGUUUUGGAAAGGGGUUCUGUCUUUCCUUUACAAAAUCAAUAUUUUGUCAACAAUGAGACCACAUAUGAGUGCUACACUGGAUACACAUUACGUGGCUCAUCCUCCCGUGUGUGCCAACCCCAUGGGAAGUGGAGUGGGGGAACACCCAUUUGCAGACAUGACUCAGGAGGUGGAGAGCGUUGUGCUGACCCUGGGAUUCCGGCCGGUGCUAGGAGGUCUGGGUCAAGUUUUGGCAUAGAAGACAAAGUGACAUACCACUGUGACGAUGGCUUACGUUUGCUGGGGUCAAAGGAGCGUGUAUGUCAAGAGAAUGGCCAAUGGACUGGGACUGAGCCUAAAUGUUACUACAAGCACACGUAUGACACUGCACUGGAGGUCACGGAGGCAUUCGGCAGUGCAAUCAGAGAGAGCCUUCAGUUGGCAGCGCCCAUCGAUGACACAGAUCAGGAAGGAAAGAAGAUCACGGUCGAUAAAGCUGGAAAGCUUAACAUAUACAUUGCUAUGGACAUCUCUGACAGCAUUAAGGAGGAUCAGUUUAACAAAGCAAGAAAUGCUGUCAAGAAACUUAUCACAAAGGUCAGCUCCUUCGCAGUCAGCCCAAAUUACGAAAUCCUUUUCUUCGCAUCCGACGUAUUCGAAGUUGUCAACAUAUUGGAUUUUUUGGGAGAAAAAAGAAAAACACUUGAAGAAGUCUUGGCUGACUUGGACAACUUUAGUUAUGGAGAGAGACAAAAUGUUGGGACCAAUCUCAACCUUGCUUUUAAAACCAUCCUGGAACGCAUGGCUAUCCAAAAACAACGGAAUGAAACUUUAUUCAAAGAGGUCCACCACGUCCUCAUAUUUUUCACAGAUGGUGCUUUCAACAUGGGGGGUAGGCCCGAAGACACAGUGGCCAAAGUCAGGGAAAUGGUCUACAUGAAUCAAAAGGAAGAAAGGGAUCAAUAUCUUGACAUCUAUAUUUUUGGUGUUGGAAGUGAAAUCUUUGAUGAAGAUAUCCAGCCACUUGUGACAAAACGGGAUAAUGAGAACCACUACUUUAAACUAAAGGAUGGUACAGAAUUGGAAGAAACCUUUGAUAAUAUAAUUGAUGAGAGCAAGGUUGUGGGUCUAUGCGGGCUCCAUAGAAACUACGAUCAUGACACCGCAGACACCAUACGUGCAAGAUAUCCCUGGAUGGCAAGGAUUGGCAUCCCGCAUGAGGAUGGAAGUUAUGGUAAAUGCAUGGGGUCUCUGGUCACUCCCCGCUUCAUCUUGACUGCUGCUCACUGCUUCAAGUUCACAGACACAGCAGAUAAAAUCAAGAUUACGCUGGGCAAAAAUGAAGGUGCAACCAGCUACUCCUCCAAAAACAUCAUAUUACACCCUAAUUAUGAUAUCAAAGCCAUGGAGAAAGAGGGGGUAAAGGAAUUCUAUGAUUAUGACGUAGCUCUCAUCGAACUGAAGAAUGAUGUGGAUAUCUCUAUCAACACAAGACCGAUUUGCAUACCUUGCACCAAGGAAACAAGUGGUGCUUUAAGAUUGUCGGGAAAGGAAAUCACCUGCAAGCAACACGAAGAGCUCUUGUUAAAAAAUACAUUUGAAGAAGUCAGUUUCAUGUCACAUGAUAAGGACAGGGAAAACAAUAAUGAUCAGCGGAGCGAUGCCAAACUUAAGCUCCUGGAUCAGAGGGCGAAUUGUAUUGAAUUGGCUACUAAGGUAGAUGGCAUAACAUCAGAUAAUCUGAAGGAUGUUGUCACUGAAAACUUCCUGUGCUCGGGUGGUCGUCAACCUACGAGAGAUCAUGUUGCCUGCAAAGGUGACUCCGGUGGUGCUCUGUUUAAGAACUAUGAUGAUUAUCGCACAAUCCAGGUUGGAUUGAUCAGCUGGGGCACCAAAAAUCUGUGCCCUGAUGGUAACAACGACGUCCAACAGGAGUCUGACGAUGACUCCAGAGAUUUCCACAUCAACCUUUUUAAAGUUGUGCCAUUUCUGAAGAAGCAUCUGGGGGAUGACACACAAGAUUAUGCACCACUUCAGUUUUUAGACAAAUAGAGACAGCGAUGAAGUGCAUACAUAUGGUAUUGUCAGUCGGAUCUACAAACACCAAAGCAGCAUCAGGAUCUGGUCGAAGGUCUGGGACAGGACAGGACGGGACAGGACAGGACGGGACAGGACAGGGGGGGGGAUAUACGGACACUCCUGACCUGCAAAAUGGUAUUUAGUUUAAAAAUGUGUUAAAAUGAGUGUUAGGAUUAAGGUUAGUGUCAAGGGCUUGGUUAAGGUUAGGGUCCGCUUUAGAUUAUGGUCAAAAGUUUCCUUAUAGGACUUCCCAGGACAGGGGGGGUUGGCAUGUUUCUUUUUUUGUUUAAACGGAGAAAUCAUCAUGUUUCCAAAAGUAGAGGAGAAGUCAUACUCAGACAAGUUUAAUUAAAGACAUGUCAGACUUCUGUCUUUUGAAGGCAAUCUUAUAUUCUGGGUUAUAUGAUGGGAUAGACAGUUCAACCAAACUCAUGAUACAUUUUUUGUGAUAUUCUUUGAAUCUGUGGGUACUGUAUAUGCCACCAUUAUUAUGUAAAUGUCAAAGAUGAAGACAUUACAGAGGUUGAAAAUAAUAUCUUCAGCCUCGCACAAAGGGGACCUUUGAAGCAGAACUCUUUAUGAUAGUCACGUUUUCUCCAUUGCUCCUGUAGCCAAAACCACUGCUGUAAAAAACAACAACUGCAUCAUAGGACAUCAUUGCAAUAUUAAUUGAGCAAUAUUGUACUGGUCAUGUCUUACGUCGAGAUAAAUACAGUAAGUUAAGCUAGUUAGCUAACUCAAACUCAAAUUCCCAUUACAUUCCAUCCUCUUAUCUUACCUCUUGUGUGAUAACCAUUCAAUUUUAAUGUAAGCAUUUACAUUUUAGCUUCUAUAUCAAAAUAUUCUAUACUUUAUUAAAGUAAGGGAAAUCAACACAAAAACAAAACAGACACUUCAUCAUUUCAAACCCUUCAUUCUGCAUUGUACAAUCCACUUAGUAUGGUAAUACUAUAAUCAUAAUAAAGGUUAUACUUUAUUAAUGGGAGUGAGUAUCCAAAAUACACAACGGAUCUGUAGAUUCAGAGGUGAAUAAAUAUCUUGAUGUUA